UUUUUUUUCAUUUCGAUUUUAAUACAAAUGAAUGAUGAUGAUGAUGAUGAAUAAACCCAUUGUGUGUAUAUAUAAACUACAGCAACAAGUUUAUUUUAAACACAACAACAAAUAAGACCGACAUAUAUCAUGCUUAAAUAAAUCAAUAAUAACCAUAACCAGAAACAAAACAAAAAAAAAAAAAAAUUUUACGCGCGCGCGACAAACUUGUCUUUGGAUUUUAUCCAUCAAGGUUAAUAAAUAUAUUAUUACAACAACUUUGUUUGAUUGAUGAGAUUUAUAUAUACCGUUAUAUAUGUGUGUGUGUCAUUCAAAAAAUCGAACGAAUCCCCUGGUAUGAUUUUCGUGAUAUAUCAGUGAAAUUUUUUUUUUUUUCAUUUCUUUUCAGAUAGAACGAAACAAAACAAAACAUCAAACUCACUUGUUGUUUUCACAUUUUGUUUGUUUGUUUGUUUGUUUAUGGAUUUUGUGGCCAACUGAAUGAAUUGAGCACCUCAUCAUCAUCAUCAUCGUGAAUGAAUGAUACAUUCAAAAACACACACACACACAUUGAAUGACAAUAACGACUACAACGACAACAACAAAUCAGAUCAUAUUUAAUGGCAAAAUAACAGCAAUAAUAGAUGAAAAUUAAAAAUAGCGGCAACCCCCAUAUCACCAUCAUCUUUCACUUUGUUCAUAAAGCCCCACCGUUAAUAAUAAAAUCAUUAUAAUCAAGUGCAGAAAAUUUCAUUAAUUUAUUGUGGUUGUGUGUAAAUGUACGAAGAUAAUAGAACGAAUAGAGAAAACAACAACAACAACAAAGAAAAAAAAACAUCAACAAACCUGGUGAUGAACAACACAAAAGAAGUUUUUAUUUUAGUUGAAAUUUAAUUUAAUUUUGUGAUUACGGUGAUCGAAACAAGAAGAAGAAGAAAAUUGAUCAAUUAUGAUAUAUAAUCGAAUUUGAAUAUCAAUGGGACAUACUGACUAAAUAACCACAACAUCCAAUAAUGGUUGAUAUGAAUAAUAAUAAAAAUUUUAGUGAUAAUAAUUUUGAUAAUAAAACAACAACAUCGUCAUCCACAUCAUCAUCGUCAUCAUCAUCGUCAUCAUCAUCAUCAUCAUCAUUGAGAUUAUUAUCAUCAACAAAUUUUAAUAAUAAUAACAAUCAUCAACAAAAAUCCAAUUGGCAUUAUGUGAUUUCUGGUUUUCUUUCCGGUUGUGCAACACGUUUUAUUUGUCAACCAUUGGAUGUGCUUAAAAUACGUUUUCAAUUACAAAUUGAACCAAUAUCACGUUCAUCAUCAAUAUCAAAAUAUCGUUCAUUAACACAAACAUUUUCCUGUAUUAUACGCGAAGAAUCUGUUUAUGCCCUUUGGAAAGGACAUGUUUCUGCACAAAUGUUGUCCGGUAUUUAUGGCAUGGCAUAUUUUUCAUCAUUUGAAAUUCUCACCAAGUUAACAUUGAAAUGGCUAAUUGAUCAUGAAGAAAUUAUCUCACAUAAACAUGUAAUGCAAUCACAGCCAUUAGUUCAUUUUAUUUGUGGUUCAAUGGCCGGUUUUACUGGCACAUUAUUAUCACAUCCAUUUGAUGUUAUACGUACACGUAUGGUAUCACAAUCUGAACCGAAAACCUAUCAUAAUACACGGCAAGCAUUUAUGGCCAUUGCAAAAUAUGAAGGCCGUGUUGGUUUAUAUCGUGGUUUCCUGCCAACAUUAAUGCAAAUAAUGCCAUUUUCUGGUGCUCAAUUCGCUACAUAUAAUAUAUUUAAAGAAAGAUGGUUACAACAUUAUCAUUCUGAUCAUAUUGCCAUAAAUAUUGGUUAUAAACAUGGCCAUGAAAUUCAUAUACAAUCAAGUUUUUUCUGUGGUGCCCUAUCCGGUAUGGUAGCCAAAUUUCUAGUCUAUCCAUUAGAUUUGGUUAAAAAACGUUUACAAAUACGUGGCUUUGAAGCAGCACGUGGCAAUAGUUUUGGUAAAACUGUACAUUAUGAAGGUUUCAUUCAUUGUAUUGUACAUACUAUACAAACAGAAAAUUUGGCCGCUUUUUAUAAGGGUAUGAUACCGAGUAUUUUUAAAUCAACCCUUUCAACUGCAUUACAUUUUUGGCUAUAUGAAUCAUUAGUGAAAAAACUAAAUAAUUCUAAUGAUGAUUAGAAGAAAGAAACAAAACAAAACAAAAAAUUGCGUUGCUCAGAAAAAUAUAAAUCUUUGCCAUUUUUUGUUGUUGUUGUUAUUUUUCGUAUUCAAAAUUGUGAUUUUCACCGGUUAAUAUUCAU
Molecule: messenger RNA, 2260 nt
Organism: Dermatophagoides farinae (American house dust mite)
Lineage: Eukaryota; Metazoa; Arthropoda; Arachnida; Sarcoptiformes; Pyroglyphidae
Source: RefSeq, a predicted model, not a curated record